Messenger RNA from Annulohypoxylon maeteangense, 4887 nucleotides. RefSeq lists its product as uncharacterized. NCBI's taxonomy places the organism in Eukaryota, Fungi, Ascomycota, Sordariomycetes, Xylariales, Hypoxylaceae. Gene Ontology annotation, molecular function: guanyl-nucleotide exchange factor activity. The transcript has 2 exons. The coding region runs from base 203 to 4780 and encodes 1525 amino acids. The record is from RefSeq and is a predicted model, not a curated record.
UGGUACAAAUACUUUUUGGCCAAGUAAACAAUCGGCUGCAGGUCUCGCUCGACGCGCACAAGGAACACCACAAACUUGUUUACUAAGAUUGACGAGUCUUAGGACAUCUCUCUUGUCAUCGGGUCUUCUACUUGACCUCCUCUCUCCUCACACUCGUUUCCCCCAAUCCGAAGUAUGAGACGAAAGGCCCAUUAAGGCGACCAUGGUUCGCGUCACCGAGGAGCUGGCUCUAUCGCCAGACCAUCUCACUCUUUAUCAAGCUACCGACCCUUUGCUCGGCCACCUUCCUCUGCUAAUACUACACGGUCCGUCCACCACUGCGAAUUACACAUUAAACAGUUCGAGAGUGCAGGUCCACGUAUAUACCCCGGCUGGUUUCCAAUCAUUCCCCCGACUCACUAUCUCUCCGAACUCGCCCUUCUACAAUGUCGUUAAUUACCUGCCUCGCGAGUUCCAAGGUGACGAGGUAUAUCGAGCGUUGGCUUUUGGUCUAUUCAAGUAUUUCCGCGAGCUACCUGAACAUGUGAAGACCCAUGUUAGAAAUCAAUACCCCUCUAUGAGAAGUCGUCGACCGGGCUCGGCACCUACGCUUUUUGGCGAAGAACACGCUGCCGAUAUCGCUAAGUCGAUGGUCAAGGCAGAUAAUACACCCGAUACCAUCCAAAGGCUCCAGAUCGCCCUUCAGACGCAACAUAUAAGUAAUAUUGACAUCGACCUUGUGUUGCCUCCUGGGUCAAUUAUUCCAUUGCAACCUGCCGACUUUGAAGAUGUACCGGAAGACGAGGAUGAUAUUCUGGAUCCAACACUGCGGCAAUAUGGAAUGUAUACCCCUCUUGUCAAGCUCUUUGGCGAACCUUUAUUCCUACCAACCGCAAGACUACGACGAGCUCCUUCCAGACCGAGUGCGUUAAAUAGAACAAAGUCAUUUUCCAAGGAUCAGAAGGCUGAAUUACGGAGAACGAUGAAUGAAUUGGUGGAGACAGAGGAACGCUACGUGGUGAAGGUAGACGAAUUGGUGAAUCAUCUUGCGCCUGAAUAUAGACAAAAGGCGAAGGACCGCCAACCCGAUAGCUUCAGUCCAUCGGAGGAGGACGUCGAGAAACUGUUCCCUGGAUCGGCGAGUGAAAUUCUACAAAUAAACUCAGGUUUUAUGAAUGCACUGCAACAAAUAAUGGAAGACACUGAAGGUGAUGCGUUGAGAGAUAUGGAAUCCGGUGCCGCGUCUUCGAGAGUUGGAAUAUCAGGAAGUGUGAUGGGGAAGACAAAAGAUGCAAGCGGAGCUUUGGCGAUGGCAAAGAUUAUGUUGGAGUGGUUUCCGAAAUUCACCGAUUGUUAUCAGGACUACAUUCGAGCGAGCCAGAAUUUCCCUCAGCUGAUAACCUCCUUCAUUAGUCAACAGUCUAGCUUUUCGCAAAGACUAGCCCUCACUGGAGAGCAACAUCUUCGUUCCGCCGUCAUCGAGCCCGUGCAGCGCUUGCCGCGAUACAGCCUGGUGAUUGAUCAGAUUGUUAGCUGUUUACCCAUCACUCACCCUGCGCUUCAACCUAUGUUAAAAGCCAGGGACAUCAUCGCAAACAUCUGCUCUAUGGAUGACCCUCUCACCGACAAGCCUCAUGUGAACACACGGCUGAAACACAUGAUUGAGAAUUGGCCCGAUGACCUCGAACCUCACGGCCGUCUAAUUGUAGCUGCCGACUUCUCGGAGAUACCUGCCCCAUAUCAAGUUGGUCUACCCGCGGAGCCUGUCUCAGACGACCAAGCGGGCAUUUUCCUCCUUUUUUCAGACUGUAUCGUGAUCGUAAGAAAAAUCUACGGCACAAAUCCAACAGCUCGUGAUUUGUUGCGAGAGAUUGACAAACCAUCUCCUGCAGGCCUUUUAGCCUCGAUGACGAACAUGGCGAGUGGUCAGGGUUCCUACGAUCUUGCAUUUGCCGGCUGGCAUUCUCUAGCUGAUGUCCGUUUUACGGAAUCUUCCGAUGGGCGUAUGAUCUGGAUGACUUCGUCAAAUGAGAUGAAAGGCGCGCAUGCAAGCGAUUUUGUUUCAAACACGGCAGCCACUUCACGCUGCUUCGUACUACAGGAAUCGUACGAAGGCAAAGCAGGAAAAUGGAGCGAGGACGUCGUUAAAGCUAGGGUUGAGGGCCGGUUCGCAGAGAAGGAACGCGAAGACCCUUGCUGGACUUUAAGGUCUGCAAGGAUGCCUGAUACUGGAUUAGGAUUAUUCGCUGCCGUCUUUCAAGAAGGGCUCGACCAACUAGUCGAAGGCCGAAAGGAACCGGCCCCUAUCCGUAUCGUUAUAGACAACGAAAGAGGUACGAAAGGCGCACCCGUGGGUCACUACGGAGUAGAGAUAUGCUCAGAAGUAAAAACUGGAAGUAUGAAGAAGGUGACCGUCAUCACGAUAGGGCUCAAUGGGAAGAAGGCAGCCGAUGAGAUUGCGUUGGAGGAUUUCCUCCCAACACUUGCUAGGAGGAUCAUUCAGCUUCUCAGCACUCAAUUCAAUGUCGGAAAUCCGAAGCUUACCGCUGCAAUGGUAUCGUUUCAUACGAAGGUACUUAGAGGCCUAAGUGUCUCUAACAGAGCCGAGAAAACAAAGUCAUUCUUGGCUUCAUCGCCUGUCAAGUAUCUCUCUAGUAUCCUAGGCGGGGGCAGCACUUCAGAUUUAACUAGUAUCUCUAAACAUCAACGUAGCUUGACAGCAGAAAGUCCAGGCCUUCCCGGUCAGCUGAGUCGUUCGAAUAGCUCGAGAGAUGCAGUCUCGCUAUAUGGCUCAGCUAAAAGUAGAGAUGGCAUUCGAAUUGGCGGCAUGGACGACGAUAGACCGGAAAACCCAUUAGUUCGGCUUGAGCAAACUUUUACAGGCUAUAUGGCUAGUCUUCAAGCACGCAAGGGUUGCUUCAUCGGUCGUACCCUACUCAGCAGAUCUAAUGUUGACGAACUUUCUGUAAACGAUCUAUACAACAAACUCAACGAAAGCCCGUUCGAUAUCGAGGCAUCAGCUGAUCUUACCCCCGACGUCGUUUUUGCCGCCUUCGAGAAAUUUGUGCGCAUAGCGUGGAAGGAACAGAUUGGGCCUAUCAUGUCAUCCAAGGCUCUAGACGCCCUUCAAGAAAGAGCAUCCAAAAAAUUACCUGGGGAUUUUGCGGAUUUCGUCCAUUAUCUCUUCACAGAUAUGGCACCCCAGAAUCGAAGGGCAUUCACUGCUCUCAUCAAACUUCUAGCUGAUCUUCUCGAUGGCUGUGGGAAUGACAGUGACAGGGGAGCACUUACUCUAGCAUUUUCCGAACUUUUAGUUGACGAUGGGACCGCACAUAAUUAUAUUAACCUCCUCGAUAGGCUUGUAGAGGACUGCGACCGCAUAUUCGAGGACGGUUCAGGCGGGUUUAACGCGGGUGUGAACAAUAUCGUUUCUGCCUUCGAAUCGAUGAAUUCAACUACUCGUAGUGCGAAGUCGCAUUCGGGGUCGUUGACAUCGAACACAUCCUCCUUAAGAAGAAAGCUUGGGUUCGGCGACUUCUUAUCAAGACAAAAUAGCAAGAAUGAAGUGGAUAGUCGAUCAUCGGUAUGGCGUAGCUUGAGCAAGCAUAACAGACACCCAGCUACCGGCGAGAGUCUAGGUUCAGUGAGAUCCACCGUGGUCAGAACGAGAUCUGUUGACGUUGGUGUUCCUUCGAGUCCGAACAAACUAAGACGGCCCGGGUCGCGGGAAAGACCUCCUAUCGCCGGUGCUUUCGACGAUAACUAUUCACGGCCACCUAGCUCGCAUAAGCUCGAAACAAUCGGGGAGCCCGAGAUCGAAGAGGCCGUUACUAAGGCUCCGAGGAAGAAACGUCGAAGUUCAUUGUCGGACUUGAAGAGCCUCAUGGCUGCAGCGAGCCUGGAAGAUGAGCCUUUACAGCCUCUGUCUCAUAUGAAGCAGACUUCCGAGAAAUUUAAUUCGGGUCCGCGUGUCCCAGCUCCAUCUAGGAUCCCCACUAGCCCAGCCUCCCAAAACCUUUCCAACAACCUAACUCUCCGCUCAUCCCGACAGAAAGAAAAUGCCGACGAUGCGUUCCAGGUUCCUACACCAUUAAACGACCCUAAGAAGAGCCAUGCUAAGAUGCUAUCAACUUCUAAUAUUCCGACUCUAAAGGCAUCGAGAGAUAUUGGAAAUACGGCAACCGAAUCAAACCCUAGACCUACUUCUAGUCCAACUAAGUCGCCUGGGAAACUUCGAUUGCAGUCGACACAGAAGCUCCGCGAGCGCCUACAGACCGAGAAAAAAGCCGUCGAGGACGUCGACGCCAAUCUACAGUCAGAACUCUCCAAGAUCACCGCAGACAUGGCCAGGGUCAACUCGUCACUGCCCCGUAGUGCAACAGUCGAUAUUAAGAAGCUGUCGUCCAGCGUAAAGGCUCUAGAAGAUCGCAUACCACAGGUCAUCUCCGACCUAAAUGAGCGCCACGAUCAACUCCAGAAAGAGCUAGAAGGUACGCUCAAGGCAACCGAGACUAAAGUCAAGACGAUCGACCAGUUAUUCAAAGAAGCUACGGCCGAGAACGAGAUACUCUACGAAAAGUUCAAUAGCGAGCUCGGCAAGAUCGUCAAAGCGCUCAAAGGAAAAGGACGAGACGACAAAGAGGAAAUCAUGACGCGUAUGCGCGACUACAGCGAGGAGACCGCACGCGUCAAGAGAGAAAACGCCAAACUGCGCCGCGAGAUGGCCAGCCUGCGAACCCUAGUAAAGAGCAGCAACCAUAGCAGCAGCAACAGCAACGCCACCAAUACUGGCGACGCCUAGAAGGACGUCGCCCACGAGAAGACGAAGACGAACACACGAAUGAAGAGAAGGAAAACGAGAGGCGAUGACAAUCGGGAAACAAUAACUUCAUUAGGACGAAUGGUGUU